AUGAACGUCGUCAAAGAAAUAAACAAAAUUAACCAGGCUGAACUAGAUCUAGGGCUUAGCGGCGCGUCAUGGCACGAUGAGUACAAAGAUUCUGCCUAUAUCUUCGUUGGCGGUCUCAAUUAUGACCUUACCGAAGGCGAUGUCAUCACAAUAUUUUCCCAAUUUGGUGAAGUUCUUGACGUGAAUAUGCCUCGAGACAAGGACACGGGGGCCCGCAAAGGGUUUGCCUUUCUUAUGUACGAAGAUCAGAGGUCAACUAUACUUGCCGUUGACAAUCUCAACGGGGCCAAAGUUCUUGAUAGAACCCUUCGAGUGGACCACGUUAAGAACUACAAGCAACCCAAGAUAAAGAAUGAGGAUGGAGAAUUUGUGGAUCCAGAGGACCAAAGCCUGAACGCACGACCUCAGUUAAUUGAAGAUGCAGGGGAAGAAUCAGAUUCUUCAGCAAUGACAGGGGCAUCAAUAGAUCCAGAGGAUCCCAUGAGAGAUUAUUUGAUUGCCCAAAGACGGGAGAAAAAAGCUCUCAAAAAGGACAAGAAGUCUAAAUCGAAAGGGAAACACAAGGACGAGACACCCGAGGAAAGACGUGCAAGAAAAGAAAGGAAAAGGGCUAAAAAAGCGAAGUCGUCUGCCUUGAAGGGCGUGGAGGACUUGCUAAACAGUCUAGGACGUCCGCCAUCUGCAUCUGAAGAACAAGACCGAAGUAGUAGACGGCACUCACCGAGCAGAGAAAGGAGGAGCCGAUCUCCAAUGCGAGGACGUUCACGCCAUAGUCCUCAUGGAGACGAAAGCUACCCUCCCAGACGUUCGAAACAUUUGGACGAAGAAAGCCGUUCAUACGACCAUCAUUCACGUAGAAGUCCGAGAGAAUGA
Messenger RNA from Psilocybe cubensis, 873 nucleotides. RefSeq lists its product as uncharacterized. Gene Ontology annotation, biological process: mRNA splicing, via spliceosome. Gene Ontology annotation, cellular component: U2 snRNP; precatalytic spliceosome; catalytic step 2 spliceosome. Gene Ontology annotation, molecular function: RNA binding. The transcript is spliced from 4 exons. Lineage: Eukaryota; Fungi; Basidiomycota; Agaricomycetes; Agaricales; Agrocybaceae. The record is from RefSeq and is a predicted model, not a curated record. The coding region runs from base 1 to 873 and encodes 290 amino acids.